AAUCUUUCAUCUUUUCUUCAUUACAUUUCGAUUUCUCUGUUCUCAAACCAUUUUGGACCAAAAGAGGAAAGCUAAAGCCACAGUUACAGCAGGUUCUUCUUCAAAGGACCCAAAAAGGAGUGUUUUAGAACUCUAAUCCCAAGCAAUGCAGACUCCAAAACCUAGGCCUGGAUCGUUGGAGGUGCCUCAGAAGAAAUCUCCUACAGCAACUUCUAAAACUGCUCGUAAGCUCAAGACUGCAGAAUCCGACCCUGUCUCGUCUCCUAACCCGAAAAUCAGGACACCGAAAACUCAAAGCCCAAAAGUAGUUACUGAUCGCCGUUCUCCAAGAACCCCUGUAAAUGAGAUUCAGAAGAAACGGACAGGAAAAACAUCCGAAGUGGCAUCUCAGAUAUCUCAGCUUCAAGAGGAGCUAAAGAAGGCAAAGGAACAGCUAAGCGCUACAGAAGCUUUGAAGAAGGUAGCUCAAGAUGAAGCAGAGGAAACAAAGCAGCAGUUAAUGGAGAUCAAUGCCUCGGAGGAUUCCAGGAUCGAUGAGCUUCGUAAGCUAUCUCAAGAACGAGACAAAGCGUGGCAGUCUGAACUCGAAGCAAUGCAGAGACAGCACGCCAUGGAUUCCGCUGCUCUAUCUUCUACUAUGAACGAGGUCCAGAAAUUGAAAGCACAGCUAUCUGAAUCUGAAAAUGUUGAGAACUUAAGGAUGGAACUCAACGAGACGCUGUCACUGGUCGAGAAACUAAGAGGUGAGCUGUUUGAUGCAAAGGAAGGGGAAGCUCGUGCGCAUGAAAAUGUGUCGGGAACUGAAAAGCAAUUAGAGAUAGCGAACUUGACGCUUGAGAUGUUACGUUCAGAUAGUAUGAAGAUGUCGGAAGCUUGUAAUUCACUAACAACUGAGCUAGAGCAGUCUAAAUCCGAGGUAAAGUCACUAGAGCAACUUGUGAGACAGCUUGAGGAAGAUGAUGAAUCCCGAGGAAACGCUAACGGGGACUCAUCGUCAGUGGAAGAGCUCAAUAAAGAGAUAAAUGUUGCAAGGCAAGAGAUUAGCCAAUUGAAAUCUGCAGUGGAAGUAACUGAGAGAAGGUACCAUGAAGAGUAUAUCCAGAGCACGUUGCAGAUCAGAACUGCUUAUGAACAAGUCGAGGAAGUAAAAUCCGGAUAUGCGCAGAGAGAGGCCGAGUUGGGGGAAGAACUGAAGAAAACUAUAGCUGAAAGAGAGUCUUUGCAUGAACGGUUGAUGGAUAAGGAAGCUAAGCUCAGGAUACUCGUCGAUGAAAACGAGUUACUUAACUCGAAAAUCAAAGAAAAAGAAGAAGUAAACUUAAACUUGGAGAACAACUUGAACCAGAAAAAGCCUGAGGAUACGGCUGAACUCAAGAAGCUAGAAUCCGAUGUGAUGGAGUUGAGAGCGAAUCUAAUGGACAAGGAGAUGGAGCUGCAAAGCGUAAUGUCGCAGAACGAGAGUCUCAGGAGCGAAAUGGAGACAAUCCAGAGCGAGAAGAACAAGGUUAUCGACGAGGCCUUAGCGAAGCUUGGGAGUCUGACAGAGGAAGCAGAUAAGAGUGGGAAGAGAGCCGAAAAUGCAACAGAACAGCUAGGGGCUGCACAAGUCACCAACACUGAACUAGAAGCUGAGCUGAGGAGACUCAAGGUUCAGUGUGAUCAAUGGAGGAAAGCAGCUGAAGCCGCAGCUACAAUGCUCUCUGGUGGUAACAACAACAAUAACAGUAACGGGAAGUACGUGGAGAGAACAGGAUCGCUAGAGAGCCCGUUGAGGAGGAGAAACGUCAACAUGUCGCCUUAUAUGGGUGAAACGGAUGACGAAUUGUCAUCGCCAAAGAAGAAGAAUGGGAGUAUGCUGAAGAAGAUUGGUGUGUUACUGAAGAAAAGUCAGAAAUGAUCAUUGAAGUUCAGGAAAAAAAAACCACCAUUGUCUGUCUGUAAUAUUCGCUUGUUUUUUUCAUAAGUUUCAAUGUGUAGACAUGUUUUUGUUGCCUAAAACUGUAUUGUGAACUACUUUUGUUUUUCCUUCUAUUGACGUAGCUGAAACUCUGAUCAACAUUUAUGAAGCUGAACUUGGUUGUUACUUACACCAUCUUUGCUCUUCUUGUUCUAAUCGUGAUUGCUCAUCUCGCCAUUCGAUAAAGAUGCAGAAAUAUU
Molecule: messenger RNA, 2157 nt
Organism: Arabidopsis arenosa
Lineage: Eukaryota; Viridiplantae; Streptophyta; Magnoliopsida; Brassicales; Brassicaceae
Source: the annotation of a GenBank genome assembly